This is a messenger RNA of Austrofundulus limnaeus, 3087 nucleotides long. RefSeq names its product ectonucleotide pyrophosphatase/phosphodiesterase 4 (gene enpp4). The transcript is spliced from 8 exons. Bases 87 to 1472 code for a protein of 461 amino acids. The record is from RefSeq and is a predicted model, not a curated record. NCBI's taxonomy places the organism in Eukaryota, Metazoa, Chordata, Actinopteri, Cyprinodontiformes, Rivulidae.
CUGAAGGUAAAGAUGUCGSGGGAGGAAUAGUGAUCGUGGUGAAAGUAAACUAAGGAGAACAUCUGYCUGGAACAUCUUUCAACAGGAUGUUCAUUCAGAUUCUGCUGUGCUUCCUGUUUGGCCUCGGUGCUCUGGCCACAGAUAAAGACGUGACUCAGAAAGAUCCGCCGCCACUGCUGCUGGUGUCGUUCGAUGGCUUCAGRGCCGACUACCUGAGGAGGUUUCACAUGCCGAACCUGGAGCUCCUGUACAGCCAGGGGGUCCUGGUGAAGGAGCUCACUAAYGUCUUCAUCACCAAGACAUUUCCCAACCACUACAGCUUAGUAACCGGCCUGUACGCCGAGUCUCACGGUAUCCUGGCGAGCAGCAUGUACGACCCCAUCACCCACAAACACUUCAGCAUCCGGAACGACACCGACCCCACGUGGUGGAGCAACGCCAAGCCCCUGUGGCUGACGGCGUUSGACGCUGGCUAUAAGACGGCAGCCGUGAUGUGGCCCGGCUCCGACGUGGCCAUGGGCAACCGCACGCCAACGCACUUCUUUCCGUACGACUCCAAGGUGACUUUCCGGCAAAGAGUGGGCAACGUGACGAACUGGAUGCUAGGAGACGGAAAGGAACAAGGAGUGAUGUUUGCAGCUCUGUACUGGGAGGAACCGGACCGAUCUGGUCACGCUUUUGGCCCCGACAAUGCCACAGAAAUGGCUAAAGUGAUGAAGGAGGUAGAUGACGACAUCGGUCUGCUGAUGUCGGAACUGAACCGAACCGGCCUUUGGGGUCGCAUCAACCUCAUUGUGACCAGCGACCAUGGCAUGGCUCAGUGCUCGGCCGAGCGGCUCAUACGCCUGGACGACUGUCUCCAUCCUGACAACUACACCCUCGUGGACCUCACACCAGUCGCGGCACUCAUCCCAAAUGGAGACAAAGACGUUGUGUUCAACUUGCUAAAUAAAUGCCACCCCAACAUGACGGUGUACUUAAAAACGGAAAUCCCAGACCGGCUUCACUAUCGGAACAACGAGCGUGUUCAGCCAAUCCUUCUCAUCGCCGAUGAGGGUUGGACCAUAGUGAGGCGUGGGAACACGCUACCAAGAUUGGGAGAUCACGGCUAUGACAACUCAUUGCCCAGCAUGCACCCCUUCCUCGCSGCGACUGGCCCCAGUUUCCGUCAGGGUUACCAGAUGGAGAGUUUAGAGAGUGUGGACGUCUACCCACUCAUGUGCCACUUGCUGUCGGUGCCGCCGCAGCCCAACAACGGCUCCCUGAGCCAGGCGCGCCGUCUCCUGGCUGCUGAGACCCGUUGGAACGUUCCCGUGGUGAUCGGCCUGGUGGUCAGUGUCAUGCUUGUGCUAUCUGCCGUCCUCGCUGCUUUCAGGUUUAUGAAGUCCCGCCGGUCSUCAGACCCCCAACCCUUCCAGAGGCUGGAGAUCCUGGAAGACGACGACGACGACGACGAACCGCUGAUCGGGUAAAACCCACUCAGGGUUGUUCACCAUCAGUGCCUCACAUGUUGCACUUUACACGUCAACACUGCUGUGGACUCGUGCACUGACAUAAAACUGCUGUUACUGUUGAUACCAUUUCUAGCUUCCAUGUUUCUGAUGACUGACUUGACAAAAAUAAAUAAAUAAAAUAAAUAAAUAAAUAAAUAAAAUAAAAAAACUGACAUUAUUCAAUGAGCAGCAACUCCUUUUAAGAAAACAGUACAAAUGUUUUGAGUAAAGAAAAUCAUUUUAGUUCAGACAAAAAAAAUCAAAACAGUUUUGCUGACAUUAGGAGAUUUUUUAAUUUAAAUUUUUCUGUUUUUAAAGUUUGUUCUAUUUAAAGUGUAUUUUCUUUAUUUUGCCAGCAGAGAGCGCCAAGAGCCCUUUAAAGAUUGGUUGUGUUUAUAUUUUUAUGUCUUUAAAAAUAUGAAUGUCUUCAGAAGAUUUUGAAUUUAACAGUACAUUUUUUAGGGGGUUGACUUGUUACACUGACUGUUCAGUUUUUAAUCAGCAGGAAAAUACUUUUAACUGAUUUGAAUUUUUGUAUUUAUUCUAAAAGUGAGUCUGCUUUGUUCAGUAGUUGCUUACAUAUUUAGAUGUGUUUCGUAUGCAAACAUUUCCAAAGACGUCUGCUUUAGGUCAAAAUGACUGCUGAAACUCAGGCCUCCAGGGUCAAUAGGACCCUAUCAGGAGGGUUAAAAGGAAAAUUUCUUAUAUUUGUAGGUAAAUAAACCAAAUGUCUCUGGUAGAUAAAAUUACUGUACACUGGAUUCACAAGAUGUUUUUUUUUUUUUAGGUUUUGUUAUAAAUCUAAAUUUUUACCGGAAUAAAAACUGUGAAUAGUUGCUGCCUAAAAAUUAAAAGUAUAGUUUGUAAAUAUUUCAUAAUGUCAGGUGAGAACAUCAAAAUUUUGCUUCCUGUUGUCCUGACAAACCUUAAAGUUUGUUAUAUCAUUAGAAUUUGUAGUUCAACCUCAGGACUUGUCAUUGAAAAAAUAAACAAAAUAAUAAUAAUAAAAAAGACUCUAUAUUGGAUUAAUUUUUUUUUCAUGAGGCAUUUCAGAUUGGUCAGUUAUAAACACUAACCUUCCCUCACUGUUGUCCCUAAAUUGACCUGCUGUUAAAAAAAAGCAUUGGGGCAGAAAAUGGGAACAAAGUUAUAAUUUCCAACUGUUUCAGAGAGGCGGAGAAAAGGUUUAAUUUAAUUGUGACGAUGUCACAAAAUAAGACAGACUAAUGUUUUUGUCAGUCUUGGAUUGUUUUAAAAAACACCAACGUAGUUAGAGGUAGACUGACUUUUUGCUUUUUUAUAGUUUUGGCACGCCAACAUAUCCCUGAAGGAAGGUGACUGGAGUCAUUUGUUAACUUCUGAAUUUACCAAGAGAAAGACAAAUAACAAAUAAAAAUUACUGAAAGUAAAAGGUUUCGAGCCAUUUGGUGGUCCUGCUAAACACCUUACUGUAAGAUACAGCUAUGGUCCAAAAAUAAACUAAAGAAAAAACAGCUCUUUAUGGCAACCAUCAGCUGACCUGAUAUGUGAAAAUCUGUAUUAAAAAAUGCUAAUCGGUCAGUGUUUUAAAAUAAAUAAAUAUUUUUCCUCUCAA